AUGGGAGACAACGGCGAUGAUUCCGAUUCGGAUUUGCCGAGCCUCGUAAGCGAGAGCGAUGUGGAGGUGCAUGCGGGGGAGGCGGAGGCGAAGGACGAGGGGAAGGAGAGUGACGAGGACGCUGGUGGUGCCGGCGAGGAGAAAAGCUACGAGUUCACUCAUGAGGAAUACUACGAGGACAUUUAUGGCGACUUUGACGAAGAAGAAGACGAUGAUGACGACGACGACGACGACGAUGGCGAAGAUCUUGACGACGAAGAGGAUUUUUGGGAAAGCGAGAGGGCCCGCGGUGGCGACGGUGCGAAGAUGCUUCGAGGCCUCGUCGAACCCAAGGUUGGCGACCAGCGCGCCGGCAAGAACGCCGGCGGCGGCGACGGCGGCGGUGAUUCGGGUGCUGCAGGCGCGCCGGGGCUGCGGAAGGGGUUUCUGAACCAUGCGCCGGGAGUUGCGGGGGAGGAGGAGGAGGAGGGGGGAGCGGGUAAGGGCAAGGACGCGGGUUCCAUGGCGGGGCUGCGCCCGGGGUUCUUAAACGGCGCACACGUCGAGGAGGAGGACGAGGAGGAGGAGGAGGUAAUCAAGAGUGGCGGCACAAAGGGGAAAGUGGGGAAAGGUGGGAAGGGCGGGAAGAAGAAGAAAAAGAAGGGGGGGAAGGGAGGGGAUGGGAAGGCGAGUAGUGCGCGGGGCAAGACGACUGGUGACGGCGGCGGGGAGUUAGGUGCAGAAUUGGAGGAUGGCGAGGAGGGCGAGGAGGGCGAGAAUGACGAGGAGGAAGAAGAUGUCCAUGUGGACGGGCACGUGUUCGGCGGCAAGCGCGCGCACUACCCCUAUGAGCACCACGAGCAGCACGAGCAGCACAGGAACCACCCCAAUUUCUCCAGCAUCCCGGAUUUCUGCGGCUGUCCCUUCUGCACCUCCUCCUUUUUCGGCUUCCCAGGGCAACCGGUUAGUCCGCGCGACCACAGCCGCAGGGAGGCGAGUCGGAUGAAGGGGGAGUGGGAAGAAGCGGAGCGGGAGCGCGUGCGCGCGAGGCGCCGGGAACGGGCAGUGGCGCGGCGGAAGCGGGAGGCGGAGGAGCGCGAGCUGGCGAAGGCGCGCGCGGCGGAGCGCCAGGCGAGGAAGGAGGCGGAGGCGGAGCGGCGCAGGCGGGAGGAGGAGGAGCGGAAGGAGCGCGGAACGGUGGUUGCGCAGGAGCUGGCGGAAGCGCGUCGGUUGGAGCGGGAGCGCGAGCUGGCGGAACUCAAGGGCGCGGCGGGGGCGUCGGUCGAGGAGGAGCGCGCGGACGAGGUCGUGGGGCGCUGCUGCGCGGGGAUCAAGCAGGCGGAUUGCGCGGGGCAGGGCUCUGCAUCCGCGGAUGCGGGCAGCAAGGCGGGGGGAAGCGGGGCGGGCGGGGAAGGGGGGAGCGCGGGGUGUCGGUGCCCUGGGGGGAAGCCGCCUGUGGUGUGGGCGCAGAGGCGCAUGAGUGUGAGGUGUAGCGAGGGGUGCAAGGUGGUGUGGCAUUACGAGUGCUGGCAGAGCUGCAAGCGCGAGGGGGCGCGCGGCGAGUGGAAGGCGGGCGAGCUGUGCCCCACACCGGGUGAGGAAAGGGGGGGAAGACGGCGGGGGAUAGGGGAAGGAUGGGGGAGGGGGACGGGGAAAGAGGGAGGAGGGGGGAUGGGGAGGGGGGAGAGGUGGGGGGAGUUGGAAGUGGUUGGCAUGGGUUUGGGGGACGAUGACGGAGCACAGGUGCCAGGCGCAGUGGCAGCAGAGGCAGCAGAAGCGAAGGCUGGGGAGGCUGUGAAAGGAGGAGGGGUGGCAGAAGGGAAGGAAGGGGGAGCGGCAGUGGAGGGGGUGGCUGAUGGUAGUGCUGCUGCAAAGAGCGGUGGUGGAGAAGGGGAAGGGCCGUCGGGCCCAAAAGUCACUCCGGUGUGGGCGGAAGAGGACUGUGAGAGUUUGACCAUGCAGGUGUACAAGAAGGGGGGCAGUGAUGGGGAGGAGGAGGUGGAGGAGAAGUCAAAGAAGGCCAUCAAGGCACAGGCGAAGGCACAGAAGAAAGCACGGGGUAAGAAGGCAGUCCCUCUCACGGAGUUCAUUCUACCUGCCGCCAUCCCUCCGGCCCCACCCUCUCCAACUCUCCGCAACAUCCUAGCUGACUGGCACGAAUCAGGCGGGAGCAGUGAAGCCCCUGCUGCUGGACCUUCCAGCAGCCAGCAGCAGCCAGAGCAGCAGGAAAGCUUUGCCGUUGCCGAUGGAGCUGCAGCAGCAGCGAGCACAAGCCGAAGCAGACCCGCUGCAAGCACAGCCGCCGCACAGCCAACCCCUGCUGCUCCUCCUGCUGCUGCAUCUGCAUCCGCUCCUGCUGCUGCUGCGUCGUUGCCAGGGGUCACAGCCCCACCGUCUGCACCACUGCUGCUAGGAGGCAGUGCGUGGCACAGAGGCAGUCUGGAGGGCGACGAGGCAUGCAGCAGGGAGCGCAUGGAGCAGGCGCUAGGACCCUUUGUGGCCCGCCAGCACGAGGAGGCGGCAGCAUGCCAUGUGUUGGUGGAGGGGGUGGCAGCAGCAGUGGACGAGGUGGAUAUAGUCACGUGCUUCACCAGUGCGCAUGAGCACCUAGCUGCACUACACCGCUUCCCCCAACACCACCUCGCCGUUGUCUCCUUCAGGUCCCUCCGCCUGACAUUUUCAGCGAGUUCCCUCCCAUGCCCACUGCUGCCGCUGCGCCUGGAGGGGCUAGUGGGGGGGCGGAUGGGGCGAGGAGAGGUGGAGGAGGGGGAGCAGGAGGAAGAGGGAGGGGAGGGGGAGGAAGGGCGGGAAGAGGGAGUGAGGGGGGCAGUGGGGGAGGAGCGGGAGUUGGAGCGGCUUGGAUCAGGGUGGAACCUGCGGCAAGGGAGUCACGUCCAGCACUGCCGCUCUUCCAAACCACGAGUGACGACCACAGCCGUUCAAAACCCAUCCAAGGCCAUGAAACACCCGUCUGCCUCCACCCCUUGCGUUCCGUCUGUGUCAGCUUCAAUCCCACCAAAGGCCAACAAGCACCCAUCUGCCUCUGCCGCUACCCCAUCUACCAAUCCACCUGCUCCCCUCACCAAGCCAUCCAAACGAGCCCCUGUCCCCACGCCCGCUGCUGCGGCUCCCCCUCCCCGUACCCCUGCUCCUGCUCCUGCUCCUACCGCCACACCUACCCUUUCCUCUCACGGCCCAGCAUCUGCUGCUGUGUGUGGGGGUGGGACGAGUGGGGAGGAGGAGGGUGGGCGGGUUGAGAGUGGUGCAGCUAUGUCAAAGAAAGAGAGGAAGAAGCUGAGGAGGAGGCAACGGGAGGAGGAGAAGGCGAGGGUGGUGGAAGAGGAAGGGAAGAGGGUUGCGGAGGAGGUGGUGGUGGAUGCUGGGGACAAAGUGGAGGAGAGGGAGGAGGAGGGGGUGAAAGAGGUGGAACAGGAGGGGCAAGUUCGGGAGAAGACGGAGGGGAAGGGAGGGGAAAGGAUGGAGCAACAGGAGCAGCAACAGGAGCAGCAACAGCGGCAUCAGCAGCAGCAGCAGCAGCAGCAGCAGCAGCAGCAGCAGCAGCAGCAGCAGCAGCAGCAGCAGCAGCAGCAGCAGCAGCAGCAGCAACAACAGCAGCAGCCACGACUGGAACCUCCUCCACACCGCCCUUCCUCCGUGCCCCCCUCCAAGCCACCAUCCUCAUCUGCUUCAGCAGCAAGCUCCCUCACCCCCUCUCCUCCGCCCCUCACAGGGACUUCCCUGCCCUCUGCUUCCUCCUGUCCCCCCUCCCUCGUGCCGCUGCACGCUCAAAAUACAUUCUUCCUGACUCUUCUCCUUUGUCCCGUCCUUUUUUCUGUCUCCCACCUCACCUCCGCACCUCUUCCCAUCUGCACCUCUUCCCCUCCUGGCCUCGCAACCGCACACGGCAGGGUGGUAGUGCCAGGGCACGGAGAGGCAUGGUCGCUGGCAUCCAAGGGCUCUGCUGCGUUUCUUGUGCCAUGCGCCACACCCAUGCAUUGGUCUGCAUUUAAUAACAAUGCUUUGUCUGACCUGCUAUAUCACGCCUACGUGCAUUGUACUGCUGCCGUGCCACUCACAUUCUCAAUUCAGUUCGCCUCUGACCUGCCUGCCUCUUAUCUGCAGCUCAAUUCUGUUGUGGAAGCCACCAUCCUUGCACCAGUGGUGCAGCAGCAGCAGCAGCAACAGAACCACCAGCAGCAGCAGCAGCAGCAGCAACAGGACCAGCAGCAGCAGCAGCAGCAGCAGCAACAGAACCAGCAGCAGCAGCAGCAACAGCAGCAGCAGCGCCUCUCCCCUCCAUCAUCCUUCCCUCUGCCUCUCUCCCUCAUGCUGGCACAGCAGUCUGGUCCGCCCCCUGCUGCCUCUUCAUCCCUCAAGUCCACAUCAGCACCGUUUGUUCCCACAGUGUCAGACAGUGCCGCUGCUGCAAGGGCAACCAACAGCUCACUGUCACCAGCAGUGGGAGGAGGGCAGUGGAUGGGUGGGGUAGCUGGUGCGACAGUGGCAGCAACACACAGCAAUGGUGGUGGUGGUGCUACACUUCGUGCCAAUACACCCGCGUUCAUCCCCAGUGAUGUUCCCACUGUCACAGUCCCCGCUACCCUCGCUGCUGCCCCCCCCAACGCGUCUGCUGUUGCGCUUUCCAGUCCGAAUCACCCCUUGCCUGGUGCUCUUGCUGCUGCAAUUGCAUACCCAUCGGCACCACCACCUGCGCCGUCCCUGUUGACAUUUGCAUCAGCACCGUUUGUGCCUCACCAGGCAUCCGCUGCUCCGCAGCAUGUGUCCAUGGCACCUCAGCAGGCCCUCUCAGCCUCAAUCCAUGCAGUACAGGCUCCUCAUGUGCCUUCUGCAGCUGCAGCUGCUGCUGCUGCUGCUGCCAGUCCCUCUCCACCACCUCCCACGGGCACCAUGGCCAUGCAUUUGCACCUGGAACCUUCCCAGCAGCGCUUUCACUCCUCCCAACAGCACACACAUGCUUUUCAGCCGCACGCACAACCCCCCCAGCAGCACGCACACCCACCUGACAUCUGCCGCUGGUGCUUCUCCCGACGGUCCGAGCACCUUAUUGUGGAUUGCAGUGAGUGGGGGGAUUGCAGUGAGUGGGGGGAUUGCAGUGAGUGGUGA
Messenger RNA from Closterium sp. Naga37s-1, 5103 nucleotides. The record is from the annotation of a GenBank genome assembly. NCBI's taxonomy places the organism in Eukaryota, Viridiplantae, Streptophyta, Zygnematophyceae, Desmidiales, Closteriaceae.